AUGACAGCUAUUGUUGGUCAUGAGCUGGCCAGGUACAACAUUGCCAUAGCCGCACUCAGUGAAACCAGAAGGGCAGACACGGGCAGCGUGAGAGAGAUGGGAGUAGGUUACACUUUCUUCUGGAGUGGCAAAAUGGAGACCAAACCACGUGUCUCUGGUGUAGGUUUUGCCAUACGGAAUGACAUAGUCUCAUGUCUCACAUCUCUUCCAAAAGGGAUCUCAGAUCGCAUAAUGACCCUUCGCCUGCCCUUGGCAAGCAAGACACAUCUGACCCUCAUCGGCGUCUACGCACCCACUAUGACUCAUUCCAUGGAGGAGAGGGAGGCUUUCUACUCGAGCCUGCGCAAAGUCAUCCGCAGUGUACCAAGCAGGGAUAAGCUAUUGCUGCUUGGUGAUUUUAAUGCCCGGGUUGGCAGAAACAAGGAUGCCUGGCCUGGGGAGUUGGGCUCACAUGGAUAUGGCAGCGAGAACUCAAAUGGUCUGCUGCUGCUCAGCCUCUGUGCAGAGGAAAACUUGGUGAUCACCAACACUGUUUUCAAACACAAGGAUGCACACAAGGUCACCUGGAUGCACCCAAGAUCGAAGCAUUGGCAUUUGCUAGACUAUAUUAUUACCAGACAACAGGACCUUGGAGACAUUCUUGAUACCAGAGCACUGAGAGGCGCAGACUGUUGGACUGACCAUAUCCUCCUAAGAUGCAAAGCCCUCUUCACCAUACACAAAUCAGUAAAAAAGAAGCCAAGCUGCAUUAAAAGGAAGCUUGAUGUAUCACAACUCAAGUGCAGUAAUGUUCAAAAGACGCUGCAGGAGCAGUUGUGCGAGCAACUUCCCACCCUGCCCGUCGACACUGAAACACCUGAGCAUGCCUGGCGCAAGUUUAGGGAAGCAGUAUUCUCAGCUGCGGAAACAACCCUGGGUUUCUACAAGUGCAAACAUCAAGACUGGUUUGACCAAAACAACCAGGAUAUCCUCACUCUGAUUGAGGCAAAGCGCUCUGCUCAUGCUGCAUGGCUGAGUGACAAGAAUUCUGCUCCCAAGCACGCCCAAUUCAAGCAGCUUUGCAGGCAGGUGCAAAGCCGCACGAGGGAACUGAAGAAUGCCUGGUGGGCAGACAAAGCUGCUGAGGUACAGGAUCAUGCCAACGAAAAUCGGACCAAGGAGUUCUAUGAUGGGCUCAAAUCCAUCUUUGGCCCUGUUCAAUGCAAAACGGCUCCCAUUCGCAAUCGGGAUGGCAUGCUCCUCAUUGACAAAGAGGACAUAUUGAAGCAAUGGACUCUUCACUUCAGUACCCUCCUCAACCAGACCUCAGCAGUGGCCGAUGAAGCACUGGAAGGCAUUCAGCAGCGUCCCAUCAUCCUAGAACUUGAUGCCCCACCAAAUACUGCAGAGACCGUUGCAGCCGUCAAACAGCUGCUGUUCCAAGUGUUCUGGGCAAACGGUAAGCUCCCUCAGGACUUCAGGGAUGCUAACAUCAUCCACUUGUACAAAAACAAGGGUGAUCGCUCGUCCUGUGAUAACCACCGCGGGAUAAGCCUACUCAGCAUUGCAGGCAAAAUACUAGCCCGCACUUUGCUGAACCGGAUCACCAAGCACAUACUGGAUGAUAUGGUGUCAGAGAGUCAAUGCGGCUUCAGGAAGCAGAGAGGCACUGUGGAUAUGGUCUUUGCCAUCAGACAGAUACAAGAAAAUUGUGUCGAGCAACACCAAGACCUCCACCUGCUCUUUAUUGACCUUACGAAGGCAUUCGAUACAGUGAACCGUCCUGCACUCUGGGCAAUACUUAGCAAGCUUGGUUGCCCACCUCGAUUCGUAGAGAUCAUCCGCUCCUUCCAUGAUGGCAUGCUUGGCAGGGUCAUAGAAAAUGGUGAUGCUUCUGACCCUUUUCCGGUGGCAAAUGGCGUAAAGCAAGGUUGUGUGCUCGCCCCAACUCUCUUCAGCCUUCUUUUUGCACAGAUGCUUUCUGCAGCACUCGCCCAAACUAAUGCAGGAGUCACAGUACACUAUCGUACAGAUGGCGACUUCUUCAACAUCCGUCGCCAGAAGGCUCAUAGCAAAGUGCAUCAGGCAGUUGUGCGAGACUUCCUCUUUGCAGAUGACUGA
Molecule: messenger RNA, 2100 nt
Organism: Penaeus indicus
Lineage: Eukaryota; Metazoa; Arthropoda; Malacostraca; Decapoda; Penaeidae
Exons: 2
Coding region: 1-2100 (699 amino acids)
Molecular function (GO): catalytic activity
Source: RefSeq, a predicted model, not a curated record